UCGGGUUGGGUGAUACUGCGUGACCUCCUGAAGUGCAGAGAAUACUCGACACAUCACUUAACAAGCGAUAAAGAGACAGUUGAAUGCAGAACAGAAACAGUCGCCGCAGUAAUAGAAUCUUGCUUUUUAUCAUUUAUUUUGGAAUUGAAAUCGUUUCAAAAUGAUAUGUUCCCAGUUUUUUUCCGUUUUAUUUCGUGCCACAGUUAUCCAGACUUCCCCAGUUACCGUGAAUGUUCCUCGGACACAGUGGGCAUUGUAUCGUAGCUGUAUGGAAAUCCCGUGCACAUUUGAUUAUCAGGAGGGAGACCAGCAACUACGAGGUAUUUGGUUAAAAGGUGGAGCAGAUCCCCUGAAGCCAGGUGUCACUAUUAUCUCCGAUAUGGGAAAGAUAUCCAACGCCUAUAAAGGACGAGCAGAAUUCACCGGUAAUCUGUCCCAAAAAAGGUGUUCGCUACGGAUGAAAGACGUCCAGAUGUUUGACCAUGGUGAAUACUGCUUCCGGGUGACCUUGGAAACUCUACGUAUGAAAAACAAAGAAAAAUGGGAAGGUUGUGUAACGAUUUCCGUUUCAAAUAAACCACGGAUAUCAGUGCCCCAGGAUCUUGUCGCUGGGAUAGCGAGCUACCUGACCUGCUCAGUAGAUCACAGCUGUCCAUCGGCCCAGCUGAAUCUAAAGUGGUUGCCGGGCGAAAAUCUGUGGCAAAGUAUUCAAUUUUCAAAUGAAAACCGCAAGGAUGCUCAGGGAUCCAGGAGAAUUUCUUCCAACUUCUCAUUCACCCCAUCGUUGUAUCAUGACGGUGCACGUAUUGGCUGUAAAAUUAUAUAUGACGCUAUCAAGGAGGGUACUGGGACAUAUUUUACGCUGGAUGUGCAAUAUCAGCCCGUGUUGGUGUCCGACACGUCCUGCAUGAGAUUUGAGAAUUCGGUCAACUGUACCUGCAAAGUCAAAACCAAGCCCCUAGCAACCAUCACCUGGACAGUCAAUGGGAAGGCCGUCGACGUACACAGCAAGCAUUUCCAAGUCACCCACAGGAUGUUGGAUAACUUCGUCAAGGAGACCUCGCUGACAAUGAGUCACCAGCCUGGCUCCAGACAACUCAUCUCCUGUGUUGCGGUGAACGUGCACGGUAUCAGUACCUGGCCAUUCCAACUCGCAUCACCAGCUUCCGGAUCAUGGACGAGGCUCAUUGUCGUCUCAUCAGGAACUGGCACAUUGGUUAUUAUUGCAAUCGUGACUAAAAUAUUUGCCUACAGUAAGAAGAAGAGAAGAAAUACCACUGUUGAUGUCCAGAGGGCGGAAAAUUUGCAGAGUUCUUCUGAUUACCCAGAACACUCAUCUGAUUUAGCGUCUGGAAAAAUGAUUUUUAAUACGAAACGCAUAGAAACACUGGAAGGUUAGUCCAGUUACCUCUCGUCAGGUUCGCCCGACACAUUUCUUAAUAAUCUAUAUGUGAAACUGGAAUGCAAAUCCCGCGUUGCAGUCGCCUUCGUUUGAUACAUUUGU
Messenger RNA from Hypanus sabinus (Atlantic stingray), 1504 nucleotides. RefSeq names its product Schwann cell myelin protein-like. NCBI's taxonomy places the organism in Eukaryota, Metazoa, Chordata, Chondrichthyes, Myliobatiformes, Dasyatidae. The coding region runs from base 161 to 1399 and encodes 412 amino acids. The transcript is spliced from 7 exons. The record is from RefSeq and is a predicted model, not a curated record.